GCGAUCUUCGCUUGGGCACGUCAUUUCAAAACUGCCGUCAUCUACGACCGAUCAAUCAUGACCACGAUCACGCCGACCCAAGCCGUCGCGGUUGCCAGUGCCCUUCUCUACGCCAAGUACUUUGCCGUGUCCAUCGUCAGCGCCCACAAAAAGUUUGCGACUGGGAACCGCGCACCCGAAGAUGCGGCCGCCAAGCCCGGCAAGCUGCAGUCGUUUGGUCUCGCGACCUCGGCGAACGAGGGCACGAGCCUUCUCUUGGCGUCCGAGAAAGCCGCCGCGAUCGAAGACAUUCGCUGGCAGCGCAUUCUCGCCAACGACGUCGAGAACAUUCCGCUCGGGCUGGUGCUGGCGUGGGGUGCGGCGACGGCCGGUGGCAACGCGACGGUCACGGUCACGGCGGUGGCAGUCUUUACGGCCGCGCGCUUCCUCCAUACGAUCGCCUACGCCAAUGGAUGGCUCUACCCUCGGAUCACCGGCUUUGCCAUUGGUGUGCUCAGUCUCUUUACGCUCGCUGGGAACGCCGUCGUCGGUGCCUUUGCGUCCUAAGCCACAAUGUGGAGCUGUCGACUAACUACUUGAAUAGCAGCC
Molecule: messenger RNA, 588 nt
Organism: Saprolegnia parasitica CBS 223.65
Lineage: Eukaryota; Oomycota; Saprolegniomycetes; Saprolegniales; Saprolegniaceae
Exons: 1
Coding region: 58-546 (162 amino acids)
Cellular component (GO): membrane
Source: RefSeq, a predicted model, not a curated record